Molecule: messenger RNA, 1857 nt
Organism: Lindgomyces ingoldianus
Lineage: Eukaryota; Fungi; Ascomycota; Dothideomycetes; Pleosporales; Lindgomycetaceae
Exons: 2
Coding region: 242-1615 (457 amino acids)
Source: RefSeq, a predicted model, not a curated record
GGCGCAUUCGCAGCCUUCUCCACGAUGUGCAUCACGGCCAACGCUCGAUACCUUUGUCUUACGUCUUUGUCGUAACUACGAGGGUUCUCGCGCAUCUCCGCCAGAAGGAUCGCCUUCCACCACAUAGCGCGCCUGAGGCAUGCCCUCUGAGAGCCCAAAAGUGUCUGCACCAUAAAGAGCUUUCGCGUGGCCAGCGCUCCAGACAACUGGACCCACCAGCCUUGCUCCCAUCACGCUAAACAUGGCACGACGUUCUGAUUCUAGUUUUAACCUCUUACCAGGGAUGCGUCCGGGAUUCUUGAACACCAAUGCUCCUGCCGCACUGCGCACACCACGCAAGUCUACCAGGCCAGUGGCCUGCAGGUCUCCAUGGAAUCCCGAGAACUCAUUAUGGGUGGAGGAGAAGGAGCGACGUUUGUAUCUACAACACCUUCGCGAGUGGUCGUUCAACCACGAUUCAAGCCCGCAUUUCCAUGGAUCCAUUAGCCUGUAUUAUGGGUAUGGGUCUGGAUCCGAAUUCAAGCUCGGUAGGCCAGUUAAAUGUAUCCUCACUGAUUCCGCGAGCCCAGAUGCAAGGAAGGUAGUAUUAAUCCAGCUUUUUGAGCCGAGAUACAAAGGCGGUAGGUAUCGGCUGCUUUUGCGAUCUGGUGCGGGAUGGAUACCGGGUAGGCAGUAUCUGGACAACGAAUUCUUCACGCAUCGGAAGCUUCAACAUGCCAAGCCUGCGAAUGGGCAUUCCGAAGAAGUUGAUCGGUACAAAAAGAUAAAGUCAGAACUCCUUGGGCCAAAACCUGAAGCGAAAGACACGGUGAUCAUUCGUCCCUUGUUCCGGCACUUUACCCGUCUCCCUCUUGAAAUCCAGCAGAUGAUCUUGGGAUAUUCAGUUGGCAAACUGGAGCUUUACAGGCCUGGUCAGAGCACAAGAUUUAGCAGUUAUCUUAGGUCUGCCGCCAAAUUAAGGCUCGGGGAGAAAGUGACGAAGCUAUCUACGAUCUUCCUCAUCUCCAAGAGUUUGAACGAGCACCUGGUCCCCUGGAUUUAUCGAUCUACAACCUUCCACUUCGGCACUGAGGGAUUCACGAACUUCAUGUGGCUUUCCGGCCCCGUAAAUCGCGCGUGGAUCAAGAAGGUUACCCUGGCAUUUGGCGAGCAUGCCCCUAUCCAUUGUAUCCGCUGGUUCGCCCCCGACCCGAUCUUCGACUUGUUUGACCCACCAUUGACGCUCUACCCACGGGCCAUGCAGUAUUUCUGGAGAUGCCAAAUUCAAGACCUAGUUCGUGAGCUUCAUCUGAGUAUCUUGAGUGUGGAUAUCUCGGGCUUGCACAUGCAAGAUAUUCCAUUCGUUGCUCAAAUUCUUCGGAAGUGUUUUGGGAGCGUCGAGACCCUCAAUUUCACGUGGUGUGGCACCCCUAUACACCGUGGUGAUGCAAGAUUGGGCAAUCUUGAUGCGAUGGAUACUUGGGCUCAGCUCUGUGGAGACAUUAUUGGUCGGAAUUUCAGGGACACCGUGUAUUUCAGUGCGGCGCGCAUGGAGGCGUCGAUGGAAGAUUUAAGCAAAGAGAUGGCGGGGAACUGCUUUUUCUCUGAACGUACGAAUAUUUUUUUGAAAUUCUAGAGGGCCGUAAGAGACAGUGGCUUAAAGUCGAAGGGCUGGUUCAAAAGGGGUUGAUUGGGCGGGCAAGACUUCAGCACAAUGCCGAAUAACGGGGAAUUAGGUUCAGAUUAGAUUUCGAGCAUGCACUUCUACUCUGGUGUGGAAUGUCAGAGGGUGGUAAGGAAUAGGUCUCAUAAAUCCCACACUGAUAGUGCUGCCCUUGGCGUCCUUGGGUAUGCAUGACGUGUUAGCUACGUCGACAC